CGCAGUUUAUGAUCAUGACACAUCACUACACUGGACCUCGGUUGGUUGGUUUGUGUGUGUUCUCCGGGUGUACCCAAUCUAAUUGACAGAUUAAAUUAAACUACAGUCUGGGUUUUUGGACGUCUGCAAAUCUGGAGAACCACCAGCUAUCCCUAGCUAGAUGCGGCAUCAAGGCUGAAAUUCUGUUGCCAUAAAUAGAGGAUUUCGUCAUUUUGUAUCCUCGUUUCUUCUCUUCGGUUCAACACGUUUUCAGCCAAAGCAAACAUGGUAGCUUCGAGUUAGCAGCCCAGCCUGUGGACGCUGAACCUUUUCCACAACAAUGGAGGAUCUCGGUAUGAAGAAGCAGAACUGGGACGUGAAGGAGACAGAGCUGUUUCUGGAAAUCCUCAAGGAGCUGGAUAUGGAGAAGUGCUUGGACGGUAGGAAAGUGAGGAAUACUAAAAUCUUCAAAGUCGCGCACAGGAGGAUGACAGCGGCCGGUUAUCAUAGAUCUGUGGACCAGUUAAAGUUUCGCUGGAAACUUCUCAAAAGCGCGUACUACAAGGGCAAAAGAGAACCAAACUCCAGCGCCCCGGCUAAAAUACAAGGCUGGUGGAGGUAUGAAAAGACAAUGGUUGCUAUAAUGGAGUGCAGACACCCCCUGGUUGGAGCUGGAGUCCACCCUGACAGGAAUGAUGAAGUGACAGAAGACUCGGAGGGAGAUGGAGAUGCGUCAAUGCUGCACUGGCCACAGACCUGCCCGCAGCCCUGUCCGGACAAUACACCUCAGAACCUGAACCUGGAUUUAAUUGUAGGGGUGAAACCGUGGAUCAAAAUGGACCCUGAGAUGGACACACAGCUGAAGAUCGGUUUCAUCGGGGCUGGGAACAUGGCCUUCGGCAUCGCAAAAGGCAUCUUAUCAGGAAAUGUUCUUCCUGCAAACGUCAGAGUGAGUGCACCCUCAUCUAGAAGCCUGGGACGCUUUCAGGAGCUCGGGAUACCCGUCACUCACUCCAACAUAGAGGUGGUCUGUGGGUCAGACGUGGUUUUUGUAGCAGUCAAACCUCACCUGGUUCCUCUAGUUCUCAGUGAAGUCUCACAAUACAUCACAGACCGACACAUUGUCGUGUCUGUUGCAGCAGGAGUAACUCUGGCAACACUAGAGGAGAUCCUGCCAGAGAACACGGUUGCCAUCAGACUGAUGCCAAACCUCCCCUGUUUGGUCCAGGAGGGAGCUAUUCUCUUUGCACGAGGAUCCCGUGCAAAACCUGAAGACGGAGCUCUGCUUCGCUCUUUGCUGCACCGCUGCGGUUUGGUGGAGGAGGGACCGGAGGCCUGGAUCGACAUCCACACAGGACUGAGCGGGAGCGGCGUCGCCUUUGUUUAUCUAUUUGCUGAAGCGCUGGCAGAAGGCGCUGUUAAAAUGGGGAUGCCGAGCGCUCUAGCUCACAGCAUAGCAUCUCAAACUGUUCUGGGUGCGGGGAGAUUAUUACGUGACUCUGGGAAGCAUCCGGCUCAGCUCCGCUCUGAGGUCUGCACCCCGGGGGGAACAACCAUCUAUGGGCUUCACACUCUGGAGAAGGGUGGCCUGAGGGCGACGACCAUGAGUGCCGUAGAGUCGGCCACAGAGAGAGCCAGGGAGUUUGGCAGAAAGUCGGGGUGCAAGAAAUGAUGCUCGCCUUUUCAUCCUCCUCUCAAUGAACUGAACUCGCGCCUCACAACUAACUUCUUUUUGGACUCAGUUAAUUACCCUGAAACACAAGGACAAAACAGGACUUAUCACUUCUUUUUAAAUAAUUUUUUCCCUUCAGACAGAGUAGCUUAUACUUAUGUUUCAUGUGUUUGCCCACAGUCAUUUGUUGUGAGCAGAAAAGAAAUGGUGGCUUAGUCCUGACAUUGACACUAAUUUAUUUAAUGAUAACUGUUAUUUAUCUGAAUAAAUGGUGACUUUUAAAUGCAGGCUAACAUCCCUAUCACUUCAUUUAAGACAGACAUGCAAAUAAGCUGUCACGCAACUAUGGUAAACUCAUAGUUGUGGCUAUCUAAAUUACAAUACCACAUGCACACUGCUUUUAUUUCUAUUCUGGAGUAUGGAAGGAAACUAAUUCAACAGAAGAAUGACACCACUCAUCUGUCAAAUCAAAAAGCACCUACAUAGAUCUGGUUUGAUGCCUUAUUAGACAAAACUGGAUUAUGGUUUGCAUGUAAUGUGAAGAAAAGAAUGAAAGGUAAAAGGUGUGGAUGUUUCUAGUUACAUAUGCUGGAAAAGAGUAUUUAAUAUUUGUUUGGAUUAAAAGUCAAACUUUUAAUUUGGAUGAUGUAUGACUGCUCUUGUCUGCGCAACUGCUCUAACAGGUGUUUUCUACAUCUGCAUCACGUCGUCUGAAUCUACCAUGCCAAAUGUGCAGAAUGAGGUCACAUAAAGUGUCAUUUUUAAACCGA
Molecule: messenger RNA, 2421 nt
Organism: Notolabrus celidotus (New Zealand spotty)
Lineage: Eukaryota; Metazoa; Chordata; Actinopteri; Labriformes; Labridae
Gene: pycr3
Product: pyrroline-5-carboxylate reductase 3
Exons: 8
Coding region: 320-1651 (443 amino acids)
Biological process (GO): L-proline biosynthetic process
Molecular function (GO): pyrroline-5-carboxylate reductase activity
Source: RefSeq, a predicted model, not a curated record